Messenger RNA from Hippocampus comes (tiger tail seahorse), 481 nucleotides. Its product is annotated as transmembrane protein 43-like. The transcript is spliced from 3 exons. Lineage: Eukaryota; Metazoa; Chordata; Actinopteri; Syngnathiformes; Syngnathidae. Gene Ontology annotation, biological process: lipid metabolic process; nuclear membrane organization. Gene Ontology annotation, cellular component: nuclear inner membrane. The record is from RefSeq and is a predicted model, not a curated record. Bases 113 to 466 code for a protein of 117 amino acids.
UAAAAUAAAGCAAGAAGAAGCAGCAGUGAAAUGAUGUCAUUGAUAGUUGAAGUUUGUUUCCUCUGGUUGUUUCGUGAUCAUCCCUAUCUUUUUUUUCUAGACUGUUACUAAAAUGUCUUCGGCGACGACAUUUUCAGGUAAAGACUCACACAAGCAUGUAAGGACAAAGACCAACCCAGGAUUUUUGCAACGAUUAAGUGACACGGCAGGAGGAACGUUUGUUGGCGUUGGACUGUUUUUCCUUUCCAUAUAUAUUCUCUUCACCAAUGAGGGACGGGCUGUGCAGACUGCGUCCUCCCUGAAUGAAGGGCUCGCUCAAGUCGUGUCGCUGGACACUUUUGCCAGCCUCGACCCGCAGAACGACAACAGCUUGGUUCAUUUGUCUGCACCUUUGCGUCCCUCAAAGGUAGACCUGACUCCAUCACUCUUCAUUAUUAUUACUAUUAAAACUCCCAACAUCAGUUAGGCCAGUCAUUCUUAC